AUGUCUUCGGAUAAUCUUAAUUCACCUGUAGUCUCUGACCAGCAAAGGUUGCUCAGAUCUGCCAAGUCUUCAGUUCCGCCUUCAACCACCCCACUAUCGUCUGAAGAAUUUAAUCGAGUAAUUUCGGCCAUGCGUAAAACUCAGGAUGCUACUUUGGCUCAAUGUAAGGCUCUAUCCCUUUCAUUCAACAAAAAGUUUUGUGAACUUCAAGCUAGUGUUGAUUCACUAGCUUCACAAAUUGUUGAUGUAAGAGCAGAUAAUACCUCUCUUCGUAACGAACUUUCUACUCUCAAUAAUAGGAUCGGUGUCAUUGAAUCUGACGUGGGUAAAUUGCCCUCUUCAUCUGGAGACAAUAUUCCUCAGCUUCUUCAAGAACUAUCAGAAAGAGAAAAAUGUUCUUUUAAUGCCAUCGUCUACGGACUUAUUGAAUCUUCUGCUACUAUACCAACUGAACGUUUAUCUGAUGACCUACAGCAUCUGUCUGAGUCCAUUCUACCACUUGCUAUGUCUCUGCCUUCAGAUGUGAAGAUGAUCAGGUUGGGUCGCACUAUUGGUAAGAACCCUCGCCCAUUAAAAGUCAUAUUUUCAUCAAAGAUCACUUCCCAACAAUUCAUUAAGGACUUUGUAACCGGUAUGCGCUCUCGUACUACUACCGACCCACCAUUAUUGGUGUCGGUUGUUCGUGAUCGUACAUUAAUGGAACGGCAACAAGUACGUCAGGUAUAUGCCGAUUUGGAACAGCGUAGGAAGAACGGAGAAAAUAAUAUAGUGGUCAGACAUUUCAACGGCGUUCCUUCCAUUGUCCAGGCAAAGAAGGAUUUUCAAUUAAAUCAUACUACUCAUCGUCAUGUCACCCUAGCAAAAAACUAA
This is a messenger RNA of Macrosiphum euphorbiae (potato aphid), 870 nucleotides long. Lineage: Eukaryota; Metazoa; Arthropoda; Insecta; Hemiptera; Aphididae. The record is from the annotation of a GenBank genome assembly.